UGGCGCGGGCGCAGCUGCGCACUACAGGCAGAUAUCAGACACACAGCACACGGAUCGUCGUAUCAUCAUCAGUAUAGUGUAGCAGCCACAGGCGUCGCGCUCGCGCAGCACACAGUGUCGAGCGCUGCUGAGCCGCCAGACUCCCGAGAGCGAGAGAGAAAGAGUGUCUCAGUCCUCCAACUAUACGCGCACCCUCCCGUCUCGUCUCUCGUCGCCGUGAGAUUGCGGGCACACGCAUAGAGACAGCGAGAUAAAAACACAGUGAUCCCGUCGAGGAAGUCGAGGAAUAGCAGCAGCAGCAGCAGCAGCAGCAGCAGCAGCAGUAGCAGGAGGAGGAGGAGCGAAGCUGCUCCCUCGGAGAGGGCGCUGAGAGGCCGUCGUCGCGCACGACGCGGAGCUCAGCUCUCGCCAUGGCGAACCCCCGCAAGUUCAGCGAGAAGAUCGCCCUGAUCAACCAGAAGGAGGCAGAGGAGACUGCUCGCUUCGAGGCGAUCAUGAAGGAGGUCUCCGAUGUCACAAGCAAGGUGGCGUCGGCGAACGCGAGUCCCACAUCGACGGCGGCCGCCUCGACGUCGAGCAGCGCAGGCACGAGCCGACAAGCCACGGCGAGCGCUGCCGUACCGGCCGGACCCGAAGCCGCUCCGACGCGUCCCCUAUCUGUCAAAUCGGCCGGUGCCAGUCCGCCCCAGUCCAGCGGUAAGCUGCUGCACAUUAACCUGGGUCAGCAGUACCGAGCCGGCUCGCUGCCCAAUGUCAACGCUAACAAUGCCGUUGGAGCCGGUCAGUCCAACGUCCCGGAACUGACCGGUAAGGACAUCUUGCUCAUCGGCCAGAUCGCCACCUCCGCCACCUUACACUCGAUCGACCUCAAGACGGCGCUAAACAACCUGGAGGAGAUGCAGCAGAGCCAGCUGUGCUACCGACAAGGCCAGGCGCCGGCCGGUAAUGUCCAGCAGCCCGGAGGUGGCGGUGGCACCGAGCGAGGCCGGAGUAUGGGUGUGGGCCCGAUGCGCCACGAGAAGCGUCACGACACGUCCCCCUACAGUGGUGUACCUUAUCUAUCGCCGCCACUUCCAGAGACGCACUGGCGGCGUACUAACUCUGACUCCGCUCUCCACCAGAGCGCCAACGAGGCUUGCCAUCAUCAGAGCCAUGGUUCGCCUAUGACCCAUCGACGAGGUAGCGAUGCCUAUCAACAGCGAGGAGCCCACGGAGGAUCGAGCAACGAUAACCGAGGAGAUUCCCAUCAUCAUCAUGGCUUCAUCGAACGGCCGAGAUCGUCCUGUGACAUGCCCAGAGUGCCAGGCAUAAACGUGUAUCCAAGCUCACAACCGCCGGGACAGCAAAUUCCGAUCGGCAACAACACAGGUUCGCUGCCGGACCUGAGCAACGUACGCUUCUCAUCGCCGCUAGUUACGCCGUUAGACCAAGAGGACCAUUCAAGCGGUUCACAAUACAGCAAUAGUCCUCAAACGAGCCAUCAGAGUCCUCAAACGAGUCCCACCACCCUGUCGCCAACCAGCUUGGUGCAAGCCGCAAGCGCCCAAAAUCAUUUAUCGGUGCCUGUUAACCAUAGGUUUCUACAUUCCUGUAAGCAGGGUCUCACGCAGGAGAACAACACGAGUGCGUCCCAACAGGACCUCAGGGUGGCAGGCUACUCACCGCAGCAGCAGAACGUUACGGGGACGACGUCGCCAGGUAUACCGCAGCAGCACCCUGUGGCGCACAGUCCUGGACACUACGUCUACCAGCAACCGCACAGUCCUGUGGCACCUCAGAGUCCAAAUGCGUCGCAAGCACAAGUGCAUCCGCAGAACACGCAAGGCCCGUUCAACUCGCUGAAUUACCGAACGACGCAGAUGGUGAACCGACCUUCGCCACAAUCUUCGCCUAGUAUUACCUAUCAGGAAAGCCCUCUUAGCUACAGCAACAACGCUUCGGCGCCGUCAAGUCCCACGGGCCACCACGGCCCGCCGAACUUGUCGCUCGACUCCCAGGAUCAGAAUGUAUUUAUCAAUCAGGUUCACGCGGACUUUGAACAGUUUAGUAUGGCCCCAAUCGAUUGGGCGCAAAUGAUGCAGCAGCUCGAAGAUACCGGUUAUACCUUGAGCACGCCGCUGGACGAGAUGGAUUCGCCGUCGACGACGAUUGGUCCUUACAUGAACUCACCCAGCCAUUCCGGCACGUACGCACAGAAUGAUAUACUGAGUGUCACGAGUGAACUCGGCAGCGGAGACGGUGGCUACUUCAGCACGAGUCCUCUUCAGCCGUUAGGUUAUCAUGCGAGGACACCGACGACAACGCAACAGUUGACGCCGCAAACGCCGAACACGCCGACCAUUACACUCACUGAUUGUUCGCUGGGACCAGACGACUUCGGGCCGUCGAUCGCAGCCUCGUUCGGUACGGAUAUAUUCGCCACGGAUGAUGCGCUCGGAUGUCAAGAACUGAGUGCUAUGCGUCAGGAGGACAUAAACGCGCUCAGACAGGGCCUCGGCCCGCUUGACCUUGACGAGCUUCAGAGGCUCGCGAACUCGGAUAUGGUCAUAUCGGAUCCGACGACCGAAGCCGACUUUAGGUUAGAGCAGCGUUAAUGCUAAAUUCCGAAGAUGUCGUUCUCGCGACUGCUGUCGACUUUUUGUAUUUUAAUCGCGUUAAAAAAACUAUAUCUGUAAGUGGACACAGCCCAGAGGGCUCGAAAUGAUGAUGAAAAAAAAAGAUGCUUCAGCGAGGCACGUGGAGAAUGAAGAGAUAUACGAAAAAUGAUUAACACGGGAUGAAUGAAACAUUUUGUGAUGGUGCCUCGGUGAAUGGACACUACCCAUAAUUACGAAUACUGCAAAUUUUAUUAAUCAACUUUUUUUAUUUUAUACUACUUUGUACAUUGUAUCGCGUAUAAUAAAUGGUAUCUACGACUGUUAUGACUAUUGACGACCUGACUAAAACGACGGUGAUCAUGUGAAGAUUAAACAAUGUUGAUGAUUAUUGAUACGAGGGAAAGAGUACGAUAAACGAAGAUGAUCUCUGAGAAGCACAAAACGAAUCAUUUAAUGAUUUAUAUAUACAUAAUAUAUUAUGUAAAAGAUAAUGAAACUGUAGGAAGAUUAGCUGUAAACGAACAAUACACCGAAUCUAUAUAAUGUGAAGAUUUCAACGUAUCAUUCUCGAUGAUAAAUUUUUUACUUGCUCGUUUCUUUCUGAAAUACGAUUCGCCGAAAAAAUCUGUUAUAUAUGCAUAUAUAUAUAUAUAUAUAAAUGUGUACAUUGUAUUUCAACAUUCAAUUGAGCUCGUUUUAGUCGAUCCUAUAUAAUUUUUCUAUAACAAAUGAGAAACAAAGAAAUAAGAAGAAAGCAAACCAAAAAAAAUACUUGUGAAACUCGUUUCACAUGGCACACACCCACACAUCACGAGAAAGAAAGACUCGAGAUCAAAUUAAGCGCGAUUUUUAAGGAAAAAAGAGAAAAAAUAAAUUUGGUGUCAACAAUUCCUUCAAUAUACUUACUUGAAUCAUUCUUAGUUCCGAGCCGCCAGAACUGCGUAUAUUUCGAUCCUUCCACCGAUCGACGCAACGUAACGUAAAAAAAAUCGAGGAUGAAAUGAAGCAACGUAUAAGACAUAAAAAAGAAAAAACAAAGCUUUAGAUAAAAUUUUUAUAAUAAAUAAACUGUAAUUGCGAAUCUCAAUGUCGAAAAUAAGCGUCAAACCUUCGUUGUUGAAUAAUAAAUGAAACGAGAUAAAUGAGACCGUCGCUAAUUAUGUAGCAAUAGCACGUACAUACAUACAUACUAGGCAAUAUAUUUCGUACCUUGAUUUUUCUCGACAAGCAAAAGAGGUGUCUUUAUAAACAUUCAUGCUCGUUUCUCUCUAUCUCUCUUUUACACUAUUUCUAUUUUCUUUCUCUUCCCGUCUCUGCAACUCUAGAUCUUUCUUCUACUAUCUCUCCGUCACUCAACUUAACUCCUCUCUUUCU
Molecule: messenger RNA, 3971 nt
Organism: Nasonia vitripennis (jewel wasp)
Lineage: Eukaryota; Metazoa; Arthropoda; Insecta; Hymenoptera; Pteromalidae
Gene: Crtc
Product: CREB-regulated transcription coactivator 1
Exons: 15
Coding region: 411-2594 (727 amino acids)
Biological process (GO): protein homotetramerization; positive regulation of transcription by RNA polymerase II
Cellular component (GO): nucleus; cytoplasm
Molecular function (GO): cAMP response element binding protein binding
Source: RefSeq, a predicted model, not a curated record